Molecule: messenger RNA, 5136 nt
Organism: Auanema sp. JU1783
Lineage: Eukaryota; Metazoa; Nematoda; Chromadorea; Rhabditida; Rhabditidae
Source: the annotation of a GenBank genome assembly
AUGUCGACUAGCUAUAGAGCAACUGCUAUCCCAGCUUCUUCUACCUCUGCUUCUACUGCUCCAUCAUCUCGGUAUCCCUCUAGACAUCAUAAUGCACCGUCGUAUGAAUCCAUUUAUGGCCAUCAAACUCCUCUACACUCGAACACGCCUUCAAAUUCGAUUCCUACAUCUUCUAAGCCGAUUUUGAAAGCUUACGAUAUUGAUUUAUCAAUUCGAAUAGAUGCUAGUGUUAUUCCUUCUCAAGCAUCAAUUAUCGAUGGUCAUAUUAGAUGUAAAGUUGAUGAGGCUGGAGCUUACCGUCCAUCGACUUCCUCCAAUCCAUUACAUCUUUCAACUGCAAUGAAAGAAAUGCCUCUUAUUGUGAAACCUGUGCGAAGCAGUGGCUUUUCAACUUUAGAGCGAAGAAGCCGCAGUAAUGAAUCGCAUAUUCAAACAGGCCAUCUCAUCACGUCUGAAGCAACUUCUCCUUAUAUUUCAUCAGCAGCUUUGGCUAAUGCAGUUCCUGUAAUGAUCGACAAUAACGGUGCCGCUCGAAACGCUGCUCCGCUUCUGCAACGACGCAGAACUUUGACAGCAUUGGAAGACCCUCGUACUUGGUAUGCUUCAUCAGUUGACGGACCAGCACAUAUAUCUUCUACUUCAUCUCUACCUCGAAAUUUUGUACGAAAGCCUACUGUUAUUCAUACUGCAGCUCCAGUUAAAACUAUACCAUAUAUCGAUGAUGAUGAAGCUGAUGAUAUGCCACCAGCCAAUGAGCCGCCACCCAAGCCAAAUAGAAGCUUCAGUCAUUCACCAGGACGACGAGAACUUCAAAUGCCUCCUCAGGACUAUUCUCUGUCAGCUCCUCCUUGUCCACCAGCAUCUUCUCGUCUAUCCAAUCGAGAUAAUGACUAUCCUGCGUUUGCUCAUGCUCCUCAUAAGGAUGUUUUUACAGCAUCCCCGUUGAAGUUACCUACUGCAGCAACAGCUUCCGAGUCUCCAAAUUUGUCCAAAUCACGGGUUUUUGGUGAAGGAACCCGUAUUCUUGCUCGCCCAGUUCGAGUAGAGUGCGAACCAAUGGAAGAAAGUAGUACGUUACCUUCCUGGAAGCCAAAAUCGUUGCCAUCACCUCCAAAAUCCACAAAAGCUUCAUCUAUGUUAGCUUACGAUCACCGUCGAGAAGACAGCGGCUACCGUUCUGACCGCAAGUCUAGUCUUGAUCAUAAUCGCUUCUCUCCGCUUGUGUCUAACCCGGCUCCAAUCGACUCAUCGGAUACAGAAGAUGAAGAUUUUGAUUGGGGAGAUGCUUAUCUCAAUAGCCGACGAUGCAGUUUAGUAUUGAGGACGCAAACUUCUCUCCGAGUCAAAACCAUAAUUGAUAAACUUUUGAAUGCUUCAGGCAGUGACCAAAGAAGAGCCCUAUUCUCAUUAAAACAAAUUUUUCAAGAUGACAAAGAUCUCGUUCAUGAAUUCGUUCAAAACGGUGGAUUGGAUUGUUUGAUUCAAUUGGGAAGAGUAGCUGAUCAGAAUCAUCAAAAUUAUAUCUUACGAGCUCUGGGACAAGUAAUGCUCUAUGUUGAUGGUAUGAAUGGAAUCAUUGCCCAUAAUCCAACAAUCCAAUGGCUGUACGAGUUACUCGAUUCUCCGCUAUAUGAUGCUGAUGAGUUUCGUGAAAUGAGCCCUUAUCGUAUUGAAUGGUUCCGUUUGGUUGUCAAAACUUCCUUGAAACUCUUACUUGUUUUCAUCGAAUAUAAUGAUAACAAUGCUCUGCUGGUAUUGACAGCUGUAUCGACUGUUGAUAGAAAAAAAGGUCAACCUGAUUGGACAGGACUGAUGAAAGUUAUUUCGGAAAAGGAUUCCCCUGAUCCAGAAACUCUCGUUUAUGGGAUGACUGUUAUUAAUAAAGCCCUUCAUGGCAUUCCUGAUAGGGAUACUUUCUAUGAUGCUGUAGACACAUUGGAUAGUUUACAAAUGGAAGAAGUCAUGAAAAACUUACAAAAAACUGGAAACCGGGAGCUUCUAGAGCAGUGUAAGCUAUAUGAGAGAGAAGUUAAUCAGGAGGAUGAGCGUGGAACAAACAGCGACGAUGAUUCUAGUCUCAACGCAAAAAUGAGACGUCGUGCUAGCUGUGAUCAACUCGCGAAAUCUUCAAGGAGUUCCACUUCUAUUUCUUCACCGACCACGGCAGAUUGUUCAUACAAGGCAACAGCUAUAGCUUCAUCUAGCAGACGACCUUCCGUUGAUCGAUGUAGUAGCAGUAGUGGCGAUACAUCAUCAGCUUUAUCUGCUCCCGAUGAUGGAUAUGCUUCAUCCAUGGGCUCUAACACAUUUGAAGCUCGUCGUUUGAUGUUAUCAACGACUCAUUCUGCAUUUUCUUCGGCUUCGUCAAAUCAACUUCCUGCAACAAGCGAUGGCAGUAAUUCAUUAGCAUCGAAUUCAGUAAGCAGUUGUUCAUCAUCUGUAUCAUCCGUGCACGGAAAUGUGUCUGCACCUCCAAAUACGGCUAUAUCACCAAAUUGCUGGUCGUAUACAGACGGAUUAGUUGGCUCACGCAAUCAGGCUAUGAAGAACGAUUAUGUAGCUGAAACUGAAAACGCUUCCGACAACGAGCGCUCUUGGGAACGAACAAGAUCAGUUUCACCAACAUCGAUUAUUUCCUCUUCUGUCUCCAUCCCUCCGGACGAGUUAUAUUCAUCCGUAACUGAUGAUGCUCUGUCCUCAGAUUUCCAAAACUAUGGGACAUCAUCACAGUUGUCAACCCGAGCCGGAGAUUCGUCUUCUGAUCGCAGAUCGACCAUGAGAAGGCGGCAUCAAGAAGCUCGUGAACGCCAGAAAGAGCAUGCCGCUUUCAAUCAAAAUAGAGGAUUAUUUAAUAAACCUCAAGAAGAAAUAUGUGAUCCUCAGAUACCUUCAUCUUUGCCAUGGAGAAAUGAGAUUUCUGCAGCCAAAGAAGCAUCGAAAUCCAUAAUAAACGACGAUAAUGAACCUAAGAAAGGUCCCGAGCCUGUUCGCCUGGUUGAAAAUCAAGAAAAUGAAAGCCCAGAGGAAAUGACGGAAUCUUCUGAGAAAAUAGUGAAAGCUCCGCCCCCCUCGUUCCCUGCUUUAUUCUCCCCAACGGAAUCUAAAACUAUGGACUUUCCUGAGCCUGUUAAGGAAAUUGAGCUUCCUCGUCCGGCACCACCCAGGGCAAAGAUCGUCCGAGAUGAAGGGGGUGGUGAUUUCGCAGCGCAGCUCCAGAGAAAAGCAGCAAAAGCCGCUGAGGGUAACCGAGAUUCAUUUGCUCCACGAGAAACGGAAGCCGAGCAGCAAUGGAAAAAGGCUGCUGAAAAUUUGAAGUCACGACCGUUGAUUAUCAAUGAUUUGGACUUCAGUGAGUUCCAUGCUCUGGAAUACGAACAAGAUCCGCUUGUGAUGGCUCGCAUGGCACAAAUUCAAGAAAAAAACAAUCAGCGUUCUUCUGCCAUCCCGCCACCUCCUCUACCAGGCGGAAUCCCUCUACCACCUAGAUUGCAAGGUCUCAAUGGCCCAGCUCCCCCUGCACCACCAUUACCACCUGGAGGAGUGCCACCACCUCCUCCUCCUAACUUACGACGAGAAACCAGUCCAGGCCCAUCAUCUAAUAAAGGAGUUUUAAAACUACAUUGGAAACCGACCAGUACCGAUGCUGCCAUCGUUCCUCAACUAAGAGAAAAAGGAACUUUCUGGACGAAACUGGAGAGACCUCAAUUCAAUCCUGAACGUUUAGUUAAACUAUUCGAAGCCAAACAACAGAAAGAAGUUCAUGUCAAGAAAGUGAAUGAAUCUAAGCCUCAGGUUCUAACUGUUCUUCCUAUGAAAAGGUCGCAAGCGAUUCAUAUUGGAUUGACUAAGUUACCUCCCACGAGUGUUAUUCCAGCAGCAAUCAUGAAGUUUGAUUCCAUGGUAUUGAACAAAGAAGGAAUUGAAAAAAUUCUUCGAACCAUGAUGCCAACUCCAAAAGAAGUGGAGGAAAUCGAGAUGAAAGCAGCUGAAAACCCAGAUAUGCAACUUGGACAAGCCGAACAGUUUUUAUUGAAGUUGUCUCAAAUUCCCAGUUUGCUUGAACGUUUGAAACUUUGGCUAUUCACGCUUGAAUAUAAGAAUGUUGAAAAGGACAUUGCUGAACCUUUGAUGGAUUUACAAUUGGCAAUGAAGGAAAUGGAAGAGUCCAAAACUUUCAAAACAGCUAUGGCUAUGUUGUUAGCGAUCGGAAAUACUCUUAGUGGCACUGAGAUCAAAGGUUUCUAUCUGGAUUAUUUAACGAAAGCUUCGGAAGUAAAAGAUCCUGUUAAUAAACAACCAUUAACACAUCAUCUGGCCGAGUAUAUGUUGGAGCACUACCCUGAAGGAACAGAUUUGUAUUCAGAGUUUGGAGCAGUUGCUCGAAGUUCAAGAAUAGAUUACAAAGAAUUGUUCGAAAACCUCAAACGGCUGGAAAAAGAGUGUAAAUCGAGUUGGGAUUACUUAGCAAAGAUAGCUAAGAAUGAUUCAACAAUGAAAAAUAAAAUCAAUUUGUAUUUGAUCGAUGUGGCUGAACGUAUCCAUCAGUUGAAUGACAUUUAUCGCAUCGCUAAGCAUAGGUGGCACGCAUUUCUUCUAUAUUUUGGUUAUAACGUUCAAGAGAUUCCGGACACUCAGCCCAAUGAUGUCUUCAAAAUGGUUACCGAGUUUGCCUUAGAGUAUAGGACUACUCGGGAUAAGAUAUUGCAAAUGAGAAAACGGAUAGCUGAAAAGCGUGAGAGGAACAAAACAAGAGGAAAAAUAUGGGCUUUAAGGCGUCCUGAAGGCGAAACCAAGCAAACACCAACAUAUGGUGAGCCUGUUGCUAAGCCUGUUGUGAACUCUUAUGAGCGACACGAUGAAAUGCAGAGGUUUUUGGAGGGACUAGCCGAUGGUGAUAACACUUUAAGAAGAAGAGCCCGGCCGACACCUGACCGAACAACCAAAGUUAGCCCUCCAGUAGAUACUGGGGAAGGUGAUUCACCCGAUGACGAGAUAUUGAACAGUUUGGCUAAAGCUGCCACCUUACAAACAGAUGCUCGUGAUCACCGUAGGAAAGCGCGCCAGUUUAAUAGGAAAUCACUUCGCCGUACAAGAACUUUGAAGCUUGUUGAUGGACAGUUAGAAACUCAAUACUAA